UCAUGAUAACUUGAUACCGCAAUCUCUUGGCAACUUCCCAACGCCCUUAGGAAACAUACCCUAAUCUCACAAAGAAGGUUUGAGGUUUUUAUUUUUAUUUUUUUUCAAUUUGUAAAGAGAAGUAGGGGAAGAUAAAACUGGAGAGAGAGCUGGGGAGGCCACAUCUUGUUGCUCUGAAGCACAUCUCAGCUACCUGCAGUAACCAGCAUGGCUUUGGGACUGCUUUCUCUCCUCUGGCUUAUUGUUCAACCUCAAGCAAUAGCCAUGAAGGAAAUGCCGGAAUCUGAGACCUAUGAAGUAGUUCUUCCUAAAAAACUACACAUUUUACACAAAAGGGAGACACAGAACAACCAGACAGAGAAGCCUGGCAAAGAGGAAAGAUAUGAACCUGAACUUCAAUAUCAGAUUAUAUUAAAUGGAGAAGAAGUCAUUCUUUCCCUACGAAAAACUGAGCACCUCCUGGGUCCAGACUAUACUGAGACAUAUUACUCACCCAGAGGAGAGGAAAUCACCAGAAGCCCUCAGAUCAUGGAACACUGCUACUAUAAAGGACAUAUUUUAAAUGAAUGGGAUUCUGUCGCCAGCAUUAGUACUUGUGAUGGGCUGAGGGGAUACUUCACACAUCACGAUCAGAGGUACAUGAUAAAGCCUCUGAACAGCACUGACCAAGAAGAACACACCGUCCUCACACACAACCAGGAGGAGCUAGACCCCACUAACCUUACCUGUGGUGUAAGAAAUGUUGGCAGGAAACAGGGCCAUGUCCGAACUUCAAGGUCACUCAAAAAUCCAGAGAAAGAAGACUUUCUUCAGGCUCAGAAAUACAUCGAUCUGUUUUUGGUGCUGGAUAGAGCCUUUUAUAACAUGCAUAAUGGGAAUAUAACUUCGAUAAGAAGCUUUGUGUUUGAUGUGAUAAACCUACUCAAUGUGAUUUAUAAUACCAUAGAUAUUCAAGUGACCUUGGUAGGUAUGGAAAUCUGGUCUGACGGUGAUAAGAUAAAGGUGGUACCCGAAACAAGGGUCACCUUUAACAACUUUCUGAAUUGGCAUCAAUCUAACCUGAGGAAAAUGAAGACCCAUGAUCAUGCUCAGCUAUUCAGUGGAAUCAGCUUCAAAAAUGGAAUUGCAGGAAUGGCAGCCUCGAAUUCCUUGUGUUCCUCAUCAUCUGUUUCUGUUAUUGAGGCAAAGAGAAAGAAUAGAGUCUCUCUUGUAGGACUGAUGUCACAUGAGUUAGGUCAUGUCCUCGGGAUGCCUGAUGUUCCGUAUGAUACCAAAUGCUCCUCUGGGAGUUGUGUAAUGAAUCAAUAUCUAAGUUCAAAAUUCCCCAAGGAUUUCAGUACAGGCAGUCGCUCACAUUUUGAAAAAUACAUUUUAUCUAAAAAGCCGAGAUGCCUGUUGCAAACAUUAGUUCCUAAAAAUAUGAUGAUGAAACCAGUGUGUGGAAAUCAGCUUCUGGAAGCAGGAGAAGACUGCGAUUGUGGCUCUGCUAAGGAAUGUAACAACCCUUGUUGUGAGGCCACGACCUGCCUGCUCAAACCUGAAGCUGAUUGUGGAAAAGACACUAAACCAUAACAUAGAGUGAAUCCAAAAACCUCUUUCAUUGAGACACCACUUGCCAGGACAAGAAUCAAGAAAUCUAAACCUGCCAAGAACGUCUCAUAUUUUCACCCGUGUUUUUAGAUAUAUUUGCUUUUCACUUGUCAUUAUAUUUCCUAUAUUUUUACCACUCCAGCCAAAAGGGAAAUAGAUGUAUUUAGAGAAGCUGACUCUUUUCUAAGCCUGGUCUUCAAGGUAUUUUUAAGGAUUGUGAAGUUCUUGCUUAGCUCUACUCUCUGGAGAACAAAAGAAAUUAGCCUUUAAUUAAAACACCUCAAAAUGCACUGCGGAAUUAUGCCAGUUCAAAUCAGAAUUAUAUAGUUCCCAUUAUAGCUCAGUGGAUUCAGAAUCCGACUGGUUCCAUGAAGAUGCGGGUUCCAUCCCUGGCCUCGCUCAGUGGGUUAACAAUCCGGCAUUGCCAUGAGCUGUGGCGUAGGCUGCAGAUUAGGCUGGGAUCUGGCAUUGCUGUGGCUGUGGCACCGGCCAGCAGCUGCAGCUCUGAUUCUAUCCCUUGCCUGGGAACCUCCACAUGCGGUGAAUGUGACCCUAAAGAUAAUUUUUAAAAAAUCAGAAUUGUACAUUGUGUUUUAAUCUCAAUUGGGCUAGCCCAUGAAGAAAUAAGGCCACUGGAUGAGUGAGGUCUUUGGUGGAAAAAAAAAAAAAUCAGAGUUCAUGUGUCAUUUAUUACUCCUCAGUAUUCUGCUUGCCUGACUCGUAGAUGUGUGGUAUUUUUCUAUGUCAUGUCAAGAUGAAUGAAACAUUUUUAUUUUAUCAUGUAUAAUCUUGUCACCAUCACAUAUACUGUUGGUUUUGAGAAGCCUGCAUGGCUCGCCUUGUAAUUUAGCCACCAAGAAAUGCUUCGAUCAUCUAUUGAUUUCAUGAACCACACUGUCAAUGAAUAAAAUACCGCUUUUUGAGAA
Molecule: messenger RNA, 2516 nt
Organism: Phacochoerus africanus (Common warthog)
Lineage: Eukaryota; Metazoa; Chordata; Mammalia; Artiodactyla; Suidae
Gene: ADAMDEC1
Product: ADAM like decysin 1
Exons: 14
Coding region: 208-1572 (454 amino acids)
Biological process (GO): proteolysis
Molecular function (GO): metalloendopeptidase activity
Source: RefSeq, a predicted model, not a curated record